UGAAUGGUUGGGUCGGGCAUGUGAGGAUGGAUGGAUGGAUGGAUCAUGUCCAGUGGAGACGGAUGGAUGGUUGGGUCAUGUCUGGUGGAGACGGAUGGAUAGUUUGGUCGGGCAGGUGGGGAUGGAUGGAUGGUUGGGUGAUGUUCGGUGGGGACGGAUGGAUGGUUGGGUUGGGGAGGUGGGGAUGGAUGAAUGGUUGGGUCAUGUCCGGUGGAGAUGGAGGGAUGGUUGUGUCAGGCAGGUGGGGAUGGAUGGAUGUUUGGGUUUCGUGGGGAUGGAUAGAUGGUUGGGUCGUGUCCGGUGGGAAUGGAUGGUUGGGUCAUGUCCGUUGGGGAUGGAUGGAUGGUUGGGCCGGGCAGGUGGGGAUGGAUGGAUGGUUUGGUUACGUCCGGUGGAUACAGAUGGAUGGUUGGGUUGGGCAGGUGGGGAUGGAUGAAUGGUUGGGUCAUGUCCGGUGGAGAUGGAGGGAUGGUUGUGUCAGGCAGGUGGGGAUGGAUGGAUGUUUGGGUUUCGUGGGGAUGGAUAGAUGGUUGGGUCGUGUCCGGUGGGAAUGGAUGGUUGGGUCAUGUCCGUUGGGGAUGGAUGGAUGGUUGGGCCGGGCAGGUGGGGAUGGAUGGAUGGUUGGGCAAUGUCCUGUGGGGAUGGAUGGAUGGUUGGGGCGGGCAUGUGGGGAUGGAUGGAUGGUUGGGCAAUGUCCAGUGGGGAUGGAUGGAUGGUUGGGGCAGGCAUGUGGGGAUGGAUGGAUGGUGGGGUUACGUCCUGUGCAGACGGAUGGAUGGUUGGGUCACGUCUUGUGCAGACGGAUGGUUGGGUGGGUUGGGUAUGUGGGGAUGGAUGGAUGGUUGGGUGGGGAUGGAUGGAUGGUUGGUUUGUGUGGGAUGGAUGGUUGGGUUGGGCAGGUGGGGAUGGAUGGAUGGCUGGUUUGUGUCGCACAUGGAUGAGCGGAAGGGGCACAGUGGGGUGGAGAGACAGACUGACCACUUGUGCUCCCUCUCCGAGAUGCAAUCCCCGCCCCAUUCUCCUGCCGGG
Messenger RNA from Gopherus flavomarginatus (Mexican gopher tortoise), 1029 nucleotides. RefSeq lists its product as uncharacterized. The record is from RefSeq and is a predicted model, not a curated record. The transcript has 7 exons. The coding region runs from base 27 to 941 and encodes 304 amino acids. Lineage: Eukaryota; Metazoa; Chordata; Testudines; Testudinidae.